This is a messenger RNA of Ictidomys tridecemlineatus (thirteen-lined ground squirrel), 3054 nucleotides long. The record is from RefSeq and is a predicted model, not a curated record. NCBI's taxonomy places the organism in Eukaryota, Metazoa, Chordata, Mammalia, Rodentia, Sciuridae.
CAGAGGAUCCGGAAUCCUUGCAGCAGCCUCUACCUGGAUCUCCUGCCUCUGAUUAGGAGACUUUCCAGGGGAUGGUUUCCGGGGAGAACCCAGGGAGGGCAGCCGAGCUGUCUGAUUCAGUGAGCCCUCCCGGGGUUGGGGGCCCCCUACUGGGUGGAGCAGCCACACCUGCUUCAAGUUCUAAGGAAGAGGGCGGAAACAGCCACCAGUGCCGCUCUUGCGAUAGGCUCCUUGGGCCCCUGCGGUCUGCUGGUGGCAGUGGGUCCCACACUCCCUCACUUCCCUAAAUGGGCAACUUCACUUUUAGAACCCAAGGUCCUUCCCUGGUAGACCCAGGUGGCACGUCCUGCGUCGGUCUGGGCCCUCACCUUGGAUCCCCCAGGUGCCCUGGCCCCUUGCUGGGCCUCUGACUGCCCAUCUGGAUGGAGCAUGGCCCCCAUGUUCCUGCUGCUGCUGCUAUGGCUACAGGACUGCGUCUCAGGUCUCCCCGCUGAGAGCGUGUACAACAAAGUGCAGCACCUGGAAGGGGAGACCCUGUCUGUGCAGUGCUCCUACAAGGGCCGCAAAAACCGCGUGGAGGGCAAGGUUUGGUGCAAGGUCAGGAAGAGGAGGUGUGAGCCUGGAUUUGCCCGGGUCUGGGUGAAGGGGCCACGUUACCUGCUGGAGGACGACGUCCAGGCCAAGGUGGUCAACAUCACCAUGGAGGCCCUCAAGCGCCAGGACUCGGGCCGAUAUUGGUGCAUGCGCAACAGCUCCGGGAUCCUCUACCCCAUGAUGGGCAUACAGCUGGAAGUGUCUCCAGCCCCCACGACUCAGAGGAGCUCUCCUCUCACACGUCUGGACAUCCUCAAGGGUCAGGUUGUCACGACGGGACCAGCACCCACCUCGGGCCCUGACACCUCUUCCACUUCCAGCGCAACCCUGUUUAUACCUAGACUCCUCACCUUGGCCAGACGCUUGCCCUCCACUGCCUCAGGGACCACCGGGCCAGCCUCUGUGACCGGCUACAGCUUCAUCAGUACCAGAGCCAUCACCACAAGACCCACAAAGACCACGGGACCCACAAAGACCACGGGACCCACAAAGACCAUGGGACCCCCACUGGUGACAGUAUCUCCCAGUGAUGCCAGAGUCUCCCCUGCCAUCCCUACAUCCAUCUCUACCACAUCCGGGUACCACAGCAGCCACUCGCCCACCACAGGAAUAUACCACAACCAAUUACCCUCCUUCAGCGCGGCGAGCGAGCACACAGUGGGAGCUGGUCUCCCCCUGCCCUCUGUUCUGCUCCACAGGCCCCCGGAUUCUCACCUCACCGUGCUGCUGGCCAUGCUGACCUUCCUCCCAGCGUCCAUGAUGAUGGUCAUGGUCUAUGGCUUUUGGAAGAAGAGACACAUGGGAAGUUACAGCCUGUGCAAUGAUUCUGCUGGAGCCUGGGCAGAGCCACCAAGAAGACCAGAGCCCCUGUGGAAGCCGGCUGAGUUUGAGACCACUUAAUGACGGGAUGUCUCCCAGGGAGACACUAGGAGCCAGAUGAGGAAUGGAGACCAGGGUCUGUCCUGAGGGGAGGGGGACAGCUAAAGCUGCCCUCUUUCCACCCAGGGCCACUGGAUCCUCAGCAUCCUCUGUUCUCAUCAAGUUUCCCCAUCCAUGUGGGGACAAGAGUUGGGGCUCAUGAGCCCAGAGGCAGCUGAUGUUCCAACAGUCCCAUGAUGAAGAGGAGAAGGGACAGUGACUAAGAGAUGGGUCCACAAAGGGGUCGGUAUUAGCAGAUCCCAGAAUUGUCCAAAGCUUCCCAUUUGGCCAUGUGUCCUGUGAUGGGGCCUCUGCCUGCUGCAGCUGCUGGCCCCUGCCCCCCCAGAAGCCUGCACCCCACCACUGCCACCUGCCGCUGGCCCCUCUUGGGAAGCCGAGAGCCCUUGGCUGAAGGCCGGCCUCUGCAGAAGAUGAACUCAGGACUCUCUCCCCAGGAUCCUGCACCUGGGCUUCAGCUCUGAGUUCCCAGAUGGUCCUGAGGACGCAGCAGCCUCCGUCCUCCAUCCUGGGGUGCUCGAAACCCCAGCUCUGCGGAGGGUGCUCACCCACAGACACUGAUGGGAGGGGCUAUGGUUUGGAGUAAGGGGUCACCUCCUCAUCCCCAAGGGGCUUCUGUCCACUGGGAAAAAAAUGACUCACUUGUGACACAGUGAAGACAACUCAGAGCUACCUCGGCCUGGAGAAGUGGCCCAGGAAGGCGCAGACAGAAUGGGACCCAGGAAGCCUCAGGCCAGGGGUCCACAGAGCCUGCCUUCCACUCGUGGCUCCGAGUUGGCCUCCGCGGUCUAGACCCCUGUCCUGGAAUCUAGCAGUGAAAGAUGAGGGGUUCCAUCAGCCUGCAGUGACCGGAAUAGCACCAGGAUAAGUGUGACAUCUAUACCCUUGGCCUUGGUUCAGGGACCUCCUGGUGAGAGAGCAAACCUCAUGUCAGGAGGGUGACAUAACUGGGGGCUUGGUAGGCAGCUGGGGGAGCACCCCAGGAUGGCUGUAAGAAGGGGGACAAUGCAGAGAGGGACACCUCUUCCAUUCAUCCAGCAGAGCGCAGAAGGAGGAUUCAGGUUGAGCAACUGACAGAACUGGUCCCAGGACUGACGGACAGACAGACAGACAGACAGACAGACAGACACACACACACACACACACACACACACACACACACACACAUGAUGACCUCAAUCUGGUCAGCAAGCAACCUGCUAAGAUCCACUGUCCUGGCGUGUGACUAGGAAGGGCUUAACUUAUCUGGGGGAAAUGGCUCCUGGAGACCCCACCACCACACUGGUGACCCUUUGCCAGCAUCACUGACAGUCCUGAUGGCACCAGCUCCCAGAGAGAGAGGCCCGAUGGGAAGGGCACUGGAGAAGGAGUCAGGGAUGGGGACCAGUGAUGCCAUUGUCACUGUGUGACCCUGAGCAAGUCACUAACCUUAUCUGGGCCUCAUUUUCCUCUCUUAUGAAAGGGGACAAUAAUUCCUACCUCUCAAGAUUGUUUUCAAAGUACAACAAAAUGACACAAAUACUG